CAUUUGGCCUAUAGAAAAAAGUUUGGUUUGUUUUAAACUUUUUGAGUUCAUGGGAAAAAAAUAUUAACGUCCAUUAGUUAAGACAUACUACAUAUAGCACAUAUAGAGGAGAGACAAACACAUAGAAGUCAUUCAUUUGUCAAAAUCCUUUGACACCAACGUUGUCUUCGGAAUCCACUUUUUUUUUUCACAUUGGUUGUUAUUAUUCUUGUAAACUUUUUGUUUUUGAUGUUAUGGAACAGAAACAUGUUCUUUUGUCAGCAUUGAGUGUUGGUGUUGGAUUAGGUGUUGGUCUUGGAUUGAGUUCAGGACAAGCUGUUCAGAAAUGGGUUGGAGGGAGUAGUGAUUUUGAUGAGGUUUAUGGUGAUCAAAUUGUUGAAGAACUCAAGAAACUUUUGGUUGAUGGAAAAAAUAGCAAAGUUACAUUUGAUGACUUUCCUUAUUACUUAAGCGAAAGAACUCGAGUUUUGUUGACAAGUGCUGCAUAUGUUCAUUUAAAACAUCUCAACUAUUCAAAGCAUACCAGAAACCUCUCACCAGCAAGCCGAGCUAUUUUACUCUCUGGUCCAGCAGAACUUUAUCAGCAAAUGCUUGCCAAAGCUUUAGCACAUUACUUUGAAUCAAAGUUGCUAUUGUUAGAUGUUACUGAUUUUUCUGUGAAGUUGCAAAGUAGAUUUGGAUGUCCAAGAAAAGAACCAUCUUUCAGAAGGUCAAUAUCUGAGAUGACUUUCGAGCGAAUGUCUGGUUUGUUCGGUUCAUUUUCGAUGCUUCCUUCAACCGGAGAAACUAGAGGCACUACUAGAGGAAGUAGUUCUUUUGACAGUUCUAAUAAUCCACCACAGCUUCGGAGGAAUGCCUCUGCUGCAUCUGAUCUAAGUAGUGCUUCUUCUCAAAGUGUUUCGACAAAUUCAGCUCCUUUAAGACGCACAAGCAGCUUGUGUUUUGAUGAAAAGCUCUUUGUGCAGUCACUUUACAAGGUUUUGGUUUCUAUCUCAGGAACUGAUUCCAUUAUCUUAUACAUAAGGGAUGUUGAGAAGCUUGUUCGCAAAUCACCAAGGUUAUAUAAUUUACUACAAAAAAUGAUAAAAAGAUUGUCAGGCUCGGUGUUAAUACUUGGUUCUCAGAUAUUAGAAUUAGACGAAGGUUGCAAAGAAAUCGAAAGGAUCACUAUGUUAUUCCCUUACAACAUUGUGAUCAAACCACCUGAAGAUGAAAUUCAUCUUUGUAGCUGGAAAGGACAAUUAGAAGAAGACAUGAAAGUCAUUAAGUUUCAAGAUACUCGAAACCACAUUGCUGAAGUACUCUCAGAGAAUGACAUUGAUUGCGACGACUUGAAUUCGAUAUGCUAUGCAGACACUAUGAUCCUAAGUAAUUGUAUUGAAGAAAUUGUUGUAUCUGCAAUAUCUUAUCAUUUGAUGAAUACUAAGGAACCUGAAUACCGAAACGGAAAGUUAGUUAUCUCGGCUAAUAGUUUGUCUCAUGGAUUGAGUUUGUUCCAAGAAGGAAAGAGUAGUGGAAAUCUAAACACUAACGAUUCUAAUAAGGAAAAUGGUGGAGACGAUACGGCUGGCGCAAAGAAUGAUGUUCGGAGUGACAACCAAGCACCGGAAAACAAAAGUGAGGCAGAGAUAUCCAUCCCUGUAACGAAAAAAGAAGGCGAAACUCCUAUGCUUGCAAAAGUAGACGAAACUCCUAUGCCUGCAAUAGAAGAAUUUCCCGACAACGAGUUUGAGAAGCGAAUUAGACCCGAGGUUAUACCUGCAAACGAGAUAGGCGUUACAUUUGCGGAUAUUGGUGCAUUGGAUGAGAUAAAAGAGUCACUUCAAGAGCUAGUUAUGCUUCCCCUUAGAAGACCAGAUCUUUUCAAAGGUGGACUUCUAAAACCAUGUAGAGGUAUAUUGCUUUUCGGGCCGCCUGGUACUGGAAAAACAAUGCUAGCAAAGGCGAUUGCGAAUGAAGCAGGAACAAGUUUCAUUAACGUCUCCAUGUCCACCAUCACUUCAAAAUGGUUCGGAGAAGAUGAAAAGAAUGUCCGAGCUUUAUUCACACUAGCAGCUAAAGUUGCUCCGACUAUUAUAUUUGUUGACGAAGUUGACAGCAUGCUCGGUCAGCGUACUCAAUUUGGAGAACAUGAGGCCAUGAGGAAGAUUAAAAAUGAAUUCAUGACACAUUGGGAUGGACUAUUAUCAGGACCUAAUGAACAAAUUCUCGUUCUUGCGGCUACCAAUCGACCAUUUGAUCUCGACGAAGCAAUUAUAAGACGCUUCGAGCGCAGGAUCAUGGUUGGUCUACCAUCUGGUGACAACAGGGAAAUGAUCCUUAAAACUCUUCUGGCUAAGGAAAAACAUGAAAACUUAGACUUCAAGGAACUAGCAACCAUGACAGAAGGAUUUAGUGGAAGUGAUCUGAAGAAUUUGUGCAUCACUGCAGCUUAUCGACCGGUGAGGGAGUUAAUACAGCAGGAGAGAAUGAAGGAAAUGGAAAAGAAGAAAAGAGAGGCAGAAGGUGUAAGCUCGGAAGAUGCGUCGAAUAAUAAAGAUAACGAAGAGCGAGAAAUCACGCUGAGGCCUUUAAGUAUGGAAGACAUAAAACAAGCUAAGAAUCAGGUGGCUGCAAGUUUUGCGUCCGAAGGAUCAGUAAUGGCUGAGCUAAAGCAAUGGAACGAUUUAUAUGGCGAAGGCGGUUGGAGGAAGAAACAACAACUUACUUAUUUCCUUUAGAGUGUGAAUGCUAAUUUCAUAUUGGAUUUUUCACCAUUCAUCCAAAAUGGUAUAUUUUUAACAAAGGAAGAAGAGCCUCCAAUUAUAUAAGAGCCAAAAGAUCUUACAAAGAUGUGUAGAUCAUUAUGCCUCCAUUUUUUUUGGAUUGUUUUGACGAACCAAUGGCCACUUGUAUUAGAAGAUUAGUAUUAUGCCAUGUAGAGUUGAACUUGUGUCAUGUGUGGUUUUUAGGAAGUUGGAAUAUUUUAUACCAAAUAUUUUGAUUAUGUUGUAUUAUAUAUGAUCAAUAUUUUCAGACAGUAGAAUUUUGUACAUUGAUUGUGUAGCUGAACUAGUUAAAGUUUGGCUCAAUUAUUUAUGUGGAUUGUCAUGGAUUGUUUUAAAUUGUCAA
Messenger RNA from Cicer arietinum (chickpea), 3111 nucleotides. RefSeq lists its product as uncharacterized. Gene Ontology annotation, molecular function: ATP hydrolysis activity; ATP binding. NCBI's taxonomy places the organism in Eukaryota, Viridiplantae, Streptophyta, Magnoliopsida, Fabales, Fabaceae. The record is from RefSeq and is a predicted model, not a curated record. Gene Ontology annotation, cellular component: mitochondrial outer membrane.